CACGGCGUGUCGCGCCGCCCUCUCCGCCCCCGCUGGGGCGUGCGAGCGCCGCCGAGGCCGGCGCGUGGGGAGCUGGCGCUCGGCGGGUCUGCGAGCCCGGAGCCGGGAGCUCUUGCCCGCCCGAGCUGCGCGCGGAGCCUGGAGCGCGGACCCCGGGGCACAGAGCGCGGCGCCUCCGCCCCAGCCUGCCCCCGGGCGCACCCGGCCAUGGAGCCUUCGCACAAAGACUCCGAGACGGCGGCGGCGGCAGCCGACCCUCGGGGGGCGUCCUCGUCCAGCGGGGUGGUGGUGCAGGUCCGCGAGAAGAAGGGCCCCUUGCGUGCCGCCAUCCCCUACAUGCCCUUCCCCGUGGCCGUCAUCUGCCUCUUUCUCAACACUUUCGUGCCGGGACUGGGGACGUUCGUCUCAGCCUUCACUGUCCUGUGCGGAGCCCGCACUGACCUCCCGGACAGGCACGUGUGCUGUGUCUUCUGGCUGAACAUUGCCGCGGCCCUCAUCCAGGUCCUCACAGCCAUCGUCAUGGUGGGCUGGAUCAUGAGCAUCUUCUGGGGCAUGGACAUGGUCAUCCUCGCCAUGCUUGGAGCUCCUGGCCUUAGAGGAUCCUCCCUGCAGGCCCAGCCCCCAUGCUGAGGGGAAUCAUGGAUGUGGGUGGCAGACCUGACCAGAGCAUAUGAGUAGCAGACCUGGGACCUCUGUUCAGCAGGCAUGGCAGGCAGCCUGCUUGUCAAGGAUGCAGACAGCUGACAUUGCCAGAGAGCAAGUAUGUGGCCCACGGAGCUCAGGCCCCUAGGCCCACUGUUCUCUCCUCUCCAUCAUGCAGUUUCCAGAAAGAAGGGAAAGGCCAUGUGGAAUGCCUGCCCACAGGAAACUCUAUAACUGUGUUUUUACUGCCAGAAAUUACGUAAUUUUCUUUUCAUCUAAGCUCUUUGUUGUGUUCACCUAUAAUUUGACAAAUAAUCGAUUUAGAAAAACUGUUUUGCAAAAGGGCUUAACAUUACAAAAUCAAGUUUACCAAAGAGGACUUGAUUAACAUUUUAUAGAUAGCCUACCAAGGUCUUAAGACAGACACCACCUGUUUUAAGCAGCCCAGCACACUGCCAUGUGCCCCCAUGCCUGCCCUCUGCCCUUCCUCAUUAGGCAGCAUGCCUCACUAAUGGAACCACCUCCCCUCAGGGAGUUGGCCCUUCUCUUUUUUGCAUCCUACACCCAGCCCAGCCAUUUGCAGGCAGUCUUGUUACUGGGGUAAGCCGUGCCAGGUAGGACAGCAGAGACAGGAGGGGAAGCCCAGGGCCUGGAAUGUUCUAGAAUGAUCUGUAGCCAACUCAGCCUGAGUUCAGGAUCCUGUGAGGGUCCAAAACCCAGGCACACAUAUGCCAGGACAGGCAGGGCCUCAGGCCAGUGAUCAGUCAAGCCACCUGGCCAGGGAAAAUACCAGAGCCUGUGCAAGGUCCAGCAGGGCCUGUGGACUGGUCAGACAGGCUGCCUGGAGCAGGUCCUCCAGCAGCUGAGGUUGAGGGGCUGGCUGGAUUGCUGGGGUGUCCAGCUCUAGGGCAAACCAGGCCAACCCUGGACCUCCAACAGCUGGAAAAUGGGAGGGGAGCUCCAGGAGCGGUCAGGGGUGCCCCUCCGCAGGGGAGGGCUGUCCUCAGGGCAGGUGAGCAGGCAGAGUGGCAGAGACGCGACACACCACCCAGUGCCCUGGUGAGGGUCUGUGGCUGUGCCCAGGGUGUGCUUCCAUUUGGGGCCACAGGACAUGGCCAACAAGAAUGAGCUGCUGCAAAAUCUGACAGUCUCCCAGGGGGCGCUUGGCACCUCCCUGGGGGCCUGCGGGGUGGCUGCCAGCUUCCUGGCCCUGCCCCCAGCUGGAACCUGGAAGGUGCAUCUGCUCAGGAAAUCGUCCUCAGCAGCAGUUCCAAGACCAGUGAAGGCUGCCACACUUCUGCCCUUCAAAGCCCCUGACCCCUCCCAGUGCCUGUGCCCCCGGGGCUUCAGCGGACCCUCGCCAUUAAAGCAGACACACCUAUAUCACAGGCUUGUCCCAAUGAACGCAUGUUGAUGUCUAAUCUGAUCCCUAGACUUUCUGGUGUCCUUUGGUCAUCCUCUGUACUCAGGAACUGCAGGGUCUGGAUGGGAGGCUAACCUAGGGAGCUCCCUUUAUCGUGUCCUAGAUGAAGAGACAGACCCAGUCACUUGUUCACUUUCCACCACCCUGGGUUGCUGACUCAGCCAGGAGCGCCUCCUUAUGGCUGAUGUGAGGGCCAUCACCAGCUGCAGGAUAAUCAAGUGUGAGAGCCCCCAUCCCACCCCAUGCCUUUGCUCAGGUCAGAGGUGGCUCCUUGCAUCAGACCUUUUAGAACACGGUUGGGGGUGGACUUGCAGACUGCACCAGAAAACCCCUCUGCCUGCUCCCCACUAAACCCUCCUGGCCACCCCUUCCCUCACCCAUCUCAGGAGGGGUGCCUCUGUGCUUCCUCCAGAGAGCCAGCCCACCCUCCAAGGAUGAAUAGUCAUCAUUCUUGAGAUGGUGCCGUAGGCUGGGAUGAAUCCAAGCAGCAAUGGAGUGUGUGUGUCCCAGAAUGAGUACUUUGAAAGGAAUAACCAUGACUGACCUGUCUGUCCUAGUACACAGCUGGGAAGGGACAGUGCUUUCUGGUGUCCCUCCAGCCCCUGCCUGUAAAAAUAAAGGGACUUUUCAGUUGUCAACAAUAUAGAUGAUUUUUCCCAGCAUUGUCUAGGGUGUCACCAACAAACACACCAUCAGGAAAAACUCCUAAGAGGGGAAUCAGAGAAAUAAAGAUCACAGUAGAGGUUCAAAUCAGGAACUUACAAUCACGCUGCUCUAUUUAUAUUAAUAACAAGUAACAUUACACCACAGCCUGUCUUGAUUGUGGGAUCAGACUUAGUGCGACAGUAGCUGCUUUCUCCUGCAGUACCCAUGGCGGAUGCUGCUGAUCAAUCAUGACUCCUGCUGAGCAGUCUCACAUGUUCUCAAUGCAGGGCUUCAGGCAGUGGCUGCCAAUUGAUACAAGAUGUCCACAGGCUAAAACCUGUUUGCUUUCCCUGGGCCUGCGUCUUUCCCAAAGCACUGGUUUUGGUGUAUGUGGCUCCUGUGCAUAUAAAAGGCAAGCCACAUGGCUUCAGACAGAGCCAAGCUACUGCCAGGAGGGUCACUUCAACACCUUCAGGUGGUCACAGUCAAACCUGUCCUGCUGCUGUCUGUCCUGAGGCCCACUCAGAAUUCUUUUCAAGCCAAACAUGGGUUGGGUAUGAAAAAAAAGUGAGAGACAGGAGGUGAGCAGAAGAGCAUGAGUGGCUGCGAUGUGUUGGAGAGAGAUUCCUGGCGGAGUUCCACCAGGUGUGAGCCUGGGGAUGGAGCCCUUGCUGUGCACACCUGCAGCUCCCUGCCACAUGCCAAUGGGGCUGGCUGCUGGCUGCUGGCUGCCAUGAACACCUGAGCCUGCACAUCCUUCCCUAUUUAUA
Molecule: messenger RNA, 3480 nt
Organism: Manis pentadactyla (Chinese pangolin)
Lineage: Eukaryota; Metazoa; Chordata; Mammalia; Pholidota; Manidae
Gene: STUM
Product: stum, mechanosensory transduction mediator homolog
Exons: 3
Coding region: 208-630 (140 amino acids)
Source: RefSeq, a predicted model, not a curated record